Messenger RNA from Myotis davidii, 1302 nucleotides. RefSeq lists its product as uncharacterized. NCBI's taxonomy places the organism in Eukaryota, Metazoa, Chordata, Mammalia, Chiroptera, Vespertilionidae. Gene Ontology annotation, molecular function: nucleic acid binding. The transcript has 4 exons. The record is from RefSeq and is a predicted model, not a curated record.
AUGCCAGAUUACUUGGUCCCUCUAAUGGGCAGAGACCUUUUAGCCAAAAUUGGGGCAGAAAUCACCUUUGCCCCAGAUGGCUCAGCACAAUUGCGCUUAGGUGAGAAGACCUCUCCAAUGAUCCUGUUUUUAGCAGUGCCUAGGGAGGAAGAAUGGAGACUUAAUACCUCCCAAUCAAAGGACUCACCAUUAGAGCCUGAACUAAAGAAGGAAUUCCCGCUGAGACUUCGUAAGCGGUGUCAGUCUCCAUGGAACACCCCUCUCUUAUCUGUUAAGAACCCUGGGACCAAUGAUUACCAGCCAGUACAAGCCCUGCGGGCUGUUAAUGAGGCUGUUAUAACCCUGAAGUUGGCGCUGCUGAAUCCAUACAUCCUCCUGGGACUCAUUCUGUCAAAAGCGGAAUGGUUUAAAUGUCUAGAUCUAAAAGAUGCCUUUUUCUGCCUUCAGCUGGCACCCUCCAGUCAGCCUCUGUUUGCCUUCGAGUGGGAAAACCCAACCACAGGGGCUCAGGAACAGUUCACCUGGACCAGACUGCCACAAGGGUUCAAGAACUCCCCAACUCUUCUUAGUGGAGCACUAGCAGCAGAUUUGUCCAAAUUUCCAGGACUGGAUGUGGGGUGCAUUCUCCAAUAUGUAGGCGACCUUCUACUGGCUAGCUCCACGCAAACUCAGUGUUGGGAAGGAACACAAACCCUUCUAAGACUUUUAACUGAAACAGGUUACCGAGUGUCCAAAAGGAAGGCUCAGAUCUGUCAGAUGGAAGUCAAAUAGCUGGGUUUCCAAAUUAGCCAAGGGAAACAAAGACUAGGGACUGAAAGAAAACAGGCAGAAAGGGUGCUCCUGACGGCUGGAGGAAAAGGAAUCAAAAAUCAGAAUGAGACCUUGAAGUUACUAGAAGCAGUCUGGGAGCCCAAGGAAGUGGCAGUCAUCCAUUGUAGAGGACACCAAAAAGGAAAAGACUCAGUGUCAGAAGGGAACCGUUGCACAGGCGCAGCGGCAAGGCUAGGUGCUAAGGAGCGGGCAGCACCAUCGCAGAUCAUGCUGGUUCCUGAUUUACCUGAAUUUCCAAAAUACACCCCUCAAGAAGAAGAAUGGGCCCAACGAGAAGAGAGUAAAAGGACGAAGGAAGGUCUGAACACCUGGACCCACCACUCCCGGGUGAAAGCAGCCCAUCAGCUGGACAAUCAGCAUCCAGAGUGGAAGGGGACCUCUGACCUGAACCACCCCCUGUGGAUCAUCUUCAAGAAGAUGGUGGAUCCAGCUGACCGACCUGAAUCUCCUUAUCCCCUCCUAUCUGGAUAA